Messenger RNA from Anarrhichthys ocellatus (wolf-eel), 6563 nucleotides. It is a transcript of the gene igsf9a, whose product is annotated as immunoglobulin superfamily, member 9a. Gene Ontology annotation, molecular function: protein binding. NCBI's taxonomy places the organism in Eukaryota, Metazoa, Chordata, Actinopteri, Perciformes, Anarhichadidae. The coding region runs from base 247 to 5046 and encodes 1599 amino acids. The record is from RefSeq and is a predicted model, not a curated record. The transcript is spliced from 20 exons. Gene Ontology annotation, biological process: cell-cell adhesion.
GUGAAAUGAACACCUGUUGCCGGCGGGGGUUUAAAAAGAAGAAGAAAAACGGUCGAAUUUCAGGUAAUUUGCGCCGCCUCGCAAGUUUCGAGGCCCGCUUAUUAAAGCAAACCAGACAGGUGACCUGCAGGCUGGACUGAGAGGAACAUACAGAGGAUGCGUUUUUAAAAGAAAAGGAAAUCUCUCAGCGGCCGCCAGUCACCGAGCUACAGAUUGAACAUGCUGCAGGUUGCAUGAGUGACAGAUAUGGGGUCAGCGAGAUCGUAUUUGCAGACUUUCACAGUGGUGGCACUUCUUUGCUUAUUUCUGACCAGUGGAGGUGCGAGGCCGGAGGUGCGUGGAAAGGUUGGAGGUGUGGUUGAGUUGGAGUGUAGUUUUCCUCCAUCAGAGCCAAUCAGUGUGACCUCCUCCGCCUCCCUGCAUGUGGUUGAAUGGGUCCGACGGGGACUCGAUAUCUCCGUCCUGAUCAAAUUCGGCUCCUACGCGCCUCGCCUCCACCCACAAUAUGAGGGGCGGGUGUCUCUGGUACGAGUCACCGACCUGAGGCUGGAGGACCUGCAGCUGGAUGACGGGGGCUCGUACGAGUGUCGAAUCCUCUUACUGGAUGAACCCACAGAUGAGCUGCAGAACGGCACCUGGACUCUGCUUUCUGUAACCGCUCCACCCACCUUCACUGAAGCCCCGCCUCCUGUGAUGGAGGCUCUGGUUGGAAGUCGCCUCUCUCUUGCCUGUGUUGCUGUUGGCAACCCCACCCCAACCAUCUCUUGGCUAAAAGAUGGCAGUGUGAUUCCAAGAAUAAAUUAUCAGGACGGAGUCUUAUCUCUGCGAGCAGUGAGCAUGCAGUCAGCAGGACAGUACACCUGCCACGCCUCCAACUCUGAGGGAAACGUGACUCGCAUGACCAAAAUGAAGAUCAAAGGUCCACCUGUUAUUGUCGUCCCUCCCACAAGCACCUCUCUCAACAAGUCCCAGAAUGCACUUCUCCGGUGCCAGGCGGUGGCCGACCCCCCCAACAUGACCUACGUGUGGCAGAGAGGAGGCGAGAACGUCCAUCACAUAGAGUCUCUGAAGUCACGAGUGAAGAUCAUGGUAGAUGGAACUCUACUCAUCUCCCAUCUCAUCCCCGAGGAUUCUGGGAACUACACCUGCAUGCCGACCAACGGCCUGCUGAACCCGCCGACGGCCUCCGCCAACCUCACAGUGAUGCACCCGGCCCAGGCUCUCCCAAUGCCGCAGCAGGUGUACCUCCCCGCAGGUAUGGAGGGCGUGGUCACCUGCCCAGCGGCGGCUCAGCCUCCGCUGCUCCGGGUGGAUUGGACAAAAGAUGGAGAACCACUUGACCUGUCCUUGUAUCCAGGAUGGACCUUGACACCCGAGGGCUCUUUGUUCAUGACCACAGUCAAUGACGAUACAGCAGGCGUGUACACGUGUACCCCGUACAACAGCUACGGCAGCAUGGGUUCAUCUGAGCCAACGGACGUUAUCCUACAGGACCCCCCGUCAUUCAGCGUCGCUCCAGAGAAGCAGUACAGACAGGAGGCUGGUAGAACCCUGCUCAUCCCCUGUCAAGGAAGCAAGGACCCCACAAUUAAAGUGACCUGGAGCAAGGUCGACGUGGCUCGUCGCACUUCAUACUCCGUAGAACCCAACGGUUCUCUUCUCCUGCAGCCUCUCACGAAGGACCACCAGGGGGCGUGGGAGUGCAGCGCCGCUAACCGCGUAGCCUCGGUGAAAACCAGCACACAAGUCUUUGUCCUGGGAACCAGUCCCCAUGCGGCUACCUCUCUGUCCGUCUCUCCAGGGGUGAGGCAGGCCAACGUUUCCUGGGAGGCAGGCUUUGAUGGAGGAUCAGCGCAGACAUUUUCAGUUUGGGUGAAGAAGACUUCAGCUGGUGAUAAUGAUGGGCGGCGGGACUGGUUCUCCGUGCCCGUGCCCCCCUCCUCUGGCUGCAGCCUGCAGGUGACCGGCCUGUCUCCCGCCACGGACUACCAGUUCAGCGUCCUGUCUCACAAUAAAAUGGGCACCGGGCCCUUCAGCGAGAUCACCGACACACGCACCUCGGAUCCUCCGCCGAGGAGAAGCAAGCUCAUGCCCCCUGCGUCGCUGUCGGCUAAUCAGGGCUCAGCAGGUGUCGUUCUGCAGUGGUCCCUUCCUGAGGCCCAGCACCCUCCCAUCACAGGCUUUGUUCUCCAAUCCCGCGCCGAGCGAGGGGAGUGGUUCCAUUUGGACGAGGACAUCGGUGCCAACAGCAGCGAGAUGGUCGUUCCGGGUCUGCACAAGGACUGUGUGUACGAGCUGCGGCUGCUAUCUCGUCGCGGGGAGUUGCUGAGCGAGCCCAGUCCAUCAGUCAAUGUCUCCACCAUGGGGAUGGAGAUCUACCCUGCCACAUCCCGACUGCUGGAGCUCGUCCCCGAGCCGUUACUGGCCGGCGUGCUGGGCGGGGUCGGCUUCAUGUGCUUGGCACUGGUCUUGCUGCUGGGGUCCGCCUGUGUCAUCAGCCGCAAGAGGGACCAGCGUCUCAGAAAGAAGAAGCACGAGCCCCUCUCUGUCAUCUAUAAAUGCUCCCCAUCAGUAAAGACUUCCGGCACUGGCAGUCCAGACAGUGUGUUGAAGACGAGCCUACUUCCAGCCAGCAUCCUCUAUCCCACCACUUCCUCUACCACCACCUCCUCAUCCUCACAGACAGACUAUUCCUCCUUUAGCGCUGACAGUCAUCAUCGGCAAAAGCAACUCCCGUCCGCCCACGGCAGAGGCCGCCUUACGAGGACAACUUCUUCUCCGAUUCCUUCCGCAAUCGAGUUGAUCUCCAGAGGCACGGAUGGGCGCUUCGCACUCCUACCGUACAACCAUGACGCGCAGAGUGUUCCCAUCAAGGAGAGUGGAAGGUAUGACCAAGCUCGAGUCCGAAGGUCUGUGUCAGUGCACUCGGAUAGGGAAGACAGGAAGCAGCCAGCGUUUGUGCUCUCUGUUGAUGUUCCACCUUGCAAACCAGCAGAGGCUGAUUCCACAAAGCAAAGUCUUGGCCUCGCCCAAGGCUUGUCCCAUCACAGCUCUUACAUCUCGGAUCAGAAGGAGAACUAUGAUGGCUUUCCUGACUUCAACAGCCUGGCUUCAAACAGUAGUUUGGCCACCAUUCCUUAUCAAGACAGAAGAAUAACUCCCACAUUUCCAGUGCUCCCACACAUCCGGUCUGGCCUUGGUCAGCCAUCCACGACCGCCAGCGCUCUGGUGCUCCAGAUGGAGCAUGAGAGGGAGAGAGGAAACCUGAGUCGCUGUCUGAAGCUGGCUCGGGAGAGGGAGGAACUGGAGAGGGAGCUCCAGAGGUACACUCUGGACAGGGGCUCCAUGAGAGAAGUGAAGAGGGAGCAUUGCGAUGUGGAGAGCGGUGAGGUUGGUGGUAAGGAGCUUGUGUGGGAAUAUAAAAGCAGCACGUUGCCCCACAGAUUUCCCCAGGGCAUCAAGGAAAGCUUUGCUCUAUCACAGAGCCCUUUUUCUUCCUCUUCUGUACAUUGGGAUGUCCGCCAACCUCUGACUCUGAUCCCGGCCCGGACCUGCUUCAGUGCGUGUUCAACCGCGAGUUCCUCUUGUUUUAAGUCCGCCGACCUUCAUCCUGCCGAACAGACCCCCCUCCUAUCUCAGGAGGUAGGCAGCUUUUCCAAAGGCAGAUUAACUCUCCCACAUCUCUCCUCAAAGCACCAGAGACAUGAAAGGGUAGAGGCAGCACCAGAGGGCUAUGAUAAUUCACCACAAUCCACAGUCUUAGUAAUGCAAACGAAUGAUUCAUGCUGUGGGGCACGGAGACAGAACAAUCUUAGUCAUGGCAGCAUUUCAACGUCGUCUUUCCAUAGCAGUAAAUACAUUGAGGGAUCUAAUUGGGCUGCCAAUGGAGUGCCAGACUCCGCAAAAGCGGAGGUAGCGUUCCCUCAGCUCACUGAUGAAGAAGUGUGUGUCGAGAUGAGCGUGGAUGAGCCAGAGUUGGAGGCGUGUGCAAUGCGGCCUGCGAAGCCAAUGCUGCACGACAAAAUCGCCUCGCAUGUGCAACAUGGGCGCUCGCUGACUCGCAGAGGUCGCCGUGGGGACGCGAGCAGGAGCGCAAGCUUUCACUGCAGCAGACCUGCUUCUGUGGACGAUAUUGUCAGGGUCCCAGCUGCUCCGCAAACUCCAAAACCAGAACCCCGGAGAGCUGGGACACAUUGCUCUAAACUCUGGGACUCUAAGCAGCGAAGUCAGAGCCUUGACUCACGGAGACGGAGAGAGAGCAGUUUCCUGCCUCCUGAUGCGUGGAUAGACUCUCUCAGCCAAGAGAACUGCUCUGUUGCGUCUUCACGUCAUCGAGACACUCUGUUCUGGGAUCCCCAGAGAUCUCUGACCAGGAAGAUCUCCAAAUCUCCAGCAAGUACUCCUGCUACCCAAGCUGCCUCCCGGUCACCUCCUGCUGUGGAUGCUUUAUCUCUAAGAAGCAGACCAGAGAGGACCAUACCAAAAGCUGACGUGCCUUGCCACUGCGAGCCAAGAGGAGAGGCGUUCAUCGUUCCCAAUGCCGCCAAAUGGCCAGUAGACUACCGGGAGGCCAUGAAAAAGGCAGUAGAUUCCUUGGAGGCCAUGAAGGAAGCUUCCAGAUGCUUACCACCCGACGACUAUUACCAAGAGGCACUAGAGGUGGAGGCGGGGGGCUACGAGGUGCCAGAGUCCGGGAGCAGCUACAGCAGUUAUGCCAGCAGCGGGCGAGGCAGCAUGGAGCCCGCCAACGGACGCCUGUCCCUGUGUCACCUUUCCCCAACCCUCACCAGCUCACCUGAGACCGUAGAGGAGGGCCAGGGUAGCACAGAGGACAAGCACAGUCACCAAAUGGAACCAAGCCAAAGGAGAAAGGCCUCAGUUGAUGAGAAUUAUGAGUGGGAUGCUGCUGAUUUCAGCUCACAGCCCGGAGACCAUGACGGUGAGUGUUUUUCUUUCCUUGUUGAGCAACAAGCAGUUCAUGUUUUAACAAGAUACAUUUGUCUGUUUUGGAAUUACAAAUCAAUACAGUGUACAGUGUUGAGGUGAAAGGAAAAAACAAACGCUGGGCGAUUGUUGUGAAGUUGAUCUUGAUUCUUCCAAACGGUAUCUUCCUCAUUUAAUCUGCGGGGAUGCCAUGCUCCCGAGUGGAUUAGAACAUGAUAACAUCUUUCUAAAGAUGGAGAAAUUGUCACUGGACAGGGGUGGCCUGUGGUUUUUGGUAUAUAACUUCGGUCAUACCCGUUUUGGGCUCACCGUACCUUCCUUCCAAAAAGACGCAGAGAACAAGAGAAGUGAAGCCAAAUCAGACCAGAGACGUAAAUAGUCCCCUUCAUCGCCUCCUACUCGCGCUUCUUCCGCCGCCCGUGCUCAGACCACACCCAUCAAAUCCCCCCCCCACCACACACACCUUGCUCAGACCACGGCCAUCUUUGAACUCAACCUUUAUUUUGAUCUCAAGUGCACACCUGUAAAGUUUGAUGUCUGUGUCUUGCACGCUUUCAACGCUAUCGUUUUGACAAGAUCUAUUCAAAGGCAGAAAAAAAUAACGUCUGGUAAAGUACUCAAAAGUGCCUCUGUGAUGGUUCCUGCUCCAGUAGGUGACUCCGGGGCAACAUUUUGCCAUGAUGACUCGCACACAUGGACUCACAAGGUGCUAGGCUUGUGGAUUUUCUCAUUGUGAACACGACGAGGAUAAAAUGUCAGUCUCAAGCUUUGGUAUCAGCGUUUAGAGGGUUCGCGGUUUGAACCCGCAGGUCGUCUUGGACCCUUCCGUGUGGAGUUUGCGUACUGUAUCCUCACAGGUUUUCUCGCGGUCCUCCAGCUUCCUCCCACAGUCUACAGACAUGCAGCUUUGGUGGAUUGGCGACGCAAAAAAAUGGCCCGUCGGUGCGAGUGUGAAUGGUGGUCGUCGUCUCUGUGUCGGCCCUGUGAUUGACUGGUGACCAGUUUGUACUCCACCUUGUUCUAAUGAUUUUAGUGGCCCCCAGUGUUUCCACAUUAUAUAAUAACAAAUACUUUUUUCAAUGAAUGUAUUUAAUCAGUGAUAUAGAUGACAAUAUAUAUAGUAUACAUAUUCAGUAUUUACUAUUACAUUUGGUGUGAUUUAUAUGUAGUAUAGCGUUCCCUACUGGCUCAAAUGUAUAUUGGGCAGACUUAAUGUGGCGUGCAGUAGCAGCGUGGUAUGCAUAGUAAGUGGCAACAUUUAACAGGCCUUAACAGCAACACUUAGCAAUUUCUGAUCUGACCUAUGUGACAUUUGUUACUGUGUUUCAAGAACAAAUUAAGGUCAGACAUGUUUUCACUCUAUGGCACAUUUGCACUCAGAAGCCAGUAUUAAAUAUUUAACCCAUAAGCGAUUGUUUGAUAUCCGUGGGAGUUCAGGUUCCAGUGUACGGAACCCACAGGCUGUGGACAUUUAUAAUAUCUGUGGUAAAACAUUACGAGAUAAUGUCAGUUUCUUUUUACCCACAGACCUGCCGCCCUCGCUGAAUCCGCUGAAGCCCGCUCCGUGCUGCAGCCUCCCCAGAAUGCAGCGCUCCACUAAGGCACAGAAAAAUUGUGCU